GUCGCUGCAAGGAGCGGCGCCGUCUUAUGAAGGACGCCGUCUACGCUCGUCACCAUCUCGCCGCCGCUCACUCUGACUACUGCCGCUCCCUUCGUCUCACCGGCUCUGCCCUCUCCUCCUUCGCCUCCGGCGAGCCCCUCUCCGUCUCUGAGAACACUCCCGCUGUUUUUCUCCGCCCUUCCUCCAGCCAGGACGCGCCACGUGUCCCUUCUUCCCAUUCCACAAAGCCCCCUCCGCCCAUCCGCAGCAAGCCUAAGCCUAGGAGGCUUCCCCACAUUCUCUCCGACUCCUCUCCUUCUUCCUCUCCGGCCACCUCUUUCUAUCCCACUGCUCACCAGAACUCUACCUACUCUCGCUCUCCUUCUCAAGCUUCCUCUGUCUGGAACUGGGAGAAUUUCUACCCUCCCUCUCCUCCCGACUCUGAGUUCUUCGAACGCAAAGCUCGCCAGAACCAGAAGCACCGUCCUCCUUCCGACUACGACGCCGAAACUGAGAGAUCCGACCACGAUUACUUCCACUCCCGGAGAGAUGCCGCCGAGGAAGUUCACUGCAGCGAGUGGGGCGACGACCACGACCGUUUCACUGCCACCUCUUCGUCCGACGGAGAUGGGGAGGCCGAAACCCACGUUUCCAGAUCCGGUAUUGAAGAAGAAGAGCCUGUGAAACAAGAGCAAGACCCAAAUGGCAAAGACAACUCUGACCAUGUUACCACUUCUUCCGACUGCUACAAGACCAAAUUGGUGGUAAGGCACAAGAAUUUGAAGGAGAUCCUCGACGCCGUUCAAGACUACUUCGACAAGGCUGCCUCCGCUGGGGACCAGGUCUCCGCCAUGCUUGAGAUCGGCCGGGCUGAGCUCGACCGCAGCUUCAGCAAGCUGAGGAAGACGGUGUAUCAUUCAAGCAGUGUGCUUGAGCAACUUGAGCGCAAGCUGGACCUCAAAACCCCCAUUGGCAACCGACUCCUCGCUUGGGAGAAGAAGCUUUAUGAGGAUGUCAAGGCAAGAGAAGGAGUUAAGAUUGAGCACGAGAAGAAGCUGUCUGCGCUGCAGAGUCAGGAGUACAAGGGAGGCGAUGAAUCCAAGCUAGACAAGACUAAAACUUCCAUAACCAGAUUGCAAUCACUCAUCAUUGUUUCUUCAGAAGCUGUUUUGACCACGUCUAAUGCCAUCCUCCGCCUCCGGGACACUGACCUUGUCCCUCAACUUGUUGAACUCUGCCACGGAUUAAUGUACAUGUGGAAGUCAAUGCACGAGUACCACGAAAUCCAGAACAACAUCGUGCAACAAGUCCGUGGCCUGAUCAAUCAUACAGAGAAAGGUGAGUCAACAUCAGAGGUACACCGGCAGGUGACGCGGGACCUAGAGUCAGCUGUCUCCUUGUGGCAUUCGAGCUUCUGUCGCAUCAUCAAAUUCCAGAGGGAGUUCAUAUGCUCUCUCCACGGCUGGUUCAAGCUCAGUCUUGUUCCCCUUAGCAACGAAGACCCAAAGAAGAAGCGGCCAGAGUCAUUUGCCUUGUGCGAGGAGUGGAAGCAGAGCCUGGAACGGGUGCCUGACACUGUGGCGUCAGAAGCCAUAAAGAGCUUUGUAAACGUGGUCCAUGUCAUAUCAAUAAAGCAGGCGGAAGAGGUGAAGAUGAAGAAACGCACGGAGAGUGCAGGAAAGGAGCUGGAGAAGAAAGCAUCCUCACUAAGGAGCAUAGAGAGGAAGUACUACCAGGCUUACUCGACGGUUGGGAUAGGCCCUGGACCGGAGGUGUUGGACGCACGGGACCCGCUUUCUGAGAAGAAAUGUGAGCUGGCGGCAUGUCAGAGGCAGGUGGAGGAUGAGGUAAUGAGGCACGUGAAGGCUGUGGAGGUGACACGAGCUAUGACUCUCAACAAUCUGCAAACCGGCCUGCCCAAUGUAUUCCAGGCCUUGACCAGCUUCUCAUGUCUCUUCACUGAAUCCCUACAGACUGUCUGUUCUCGUUCCUACUCCAUCAACUGAUUAUGGCCAAGUUUUUUUUUAGUUAAGCUCUCAUUAGUGUAUCAUGUAAAUUUCCAAGUGCUUCUCUUUAAAAUUUGAGGAUUGAUUAACUUGACCGUGAAGAGUUAUAAAUCAUUUAUCAAAGU
This is a messenger RNA of Arabidopsis arenosa, 2110 nucleotides long. Lineage: Eukaryota; Viridiplantae; Streptophyta; Magnoliopsida; Brassicales; Brassicaceae. The record is from the annotation of a GenBank genome assembly.